CUCCAACCCCCUCUGAGUGAGAACGCUCAUGGGACAACCCUAGGCCGACGACUCUGUUGUCGACCCAACAACAGUUCAAAAGCGAUUCGGCAGUAAACAUGGCGCUCGAUUUUGCAGCCACCUACAAAGUCCUCGUGUUGGGCGAUUCGAACGUCGGCAAGACUUGCAUCGUUCAUCGUUAUUGUGACGAGAGAUACUACGAUACUUAUAUAUCGACGAUAGGUAUCGAUUUCAAACAGAAGAUUAUCAACUUGGAUGGUACACCAAUUAAAUUACAAAUUUGGGAUACCGCCGGACAGGAACGGUUUAGAACUCUAACAACGGCAUAUUACCGCGGUGCUAUGGGUAUUUUGCUAAUGUACGAUGUCACCAGUUUGGAUAGUUUCAAUCAUCUAUCUUACUGGCUUCGAAAUAUUCAAGAAAAUGCCUCACCGGAUGUAGUAAAGGUAUUGGCGGCCAAUAAAUGUGACGCAACUGCACAUAGAGCCGUAGAUGCCGAGAGAGGUCAGAAAAUAGCAGAAAAUUUCGAUAUGCCCUUUUUCGAGGUAUCCUGUAAGGAGAAUAUAAAUAUCGAGGAAGCAUUUUUAACCUUAGCCAGGAGAAUACGAGAACAACGAGGACGUCGAGCUAGUCUGUUUGAAGCUUCGGAAAGGGAAGGUGCCGACAGUGUGAUCAAAGCUCAAUCACCGUCUCAACAGGGUGACGCUUGGAGAUGCACCUGUUAAUCAUAUCUUGCAGAAAUUAAAGAAUGAAAAGGAAAAAAUAAAAAAGGAAUGGAGGAAUUCGCUCAUUGGUCACCGAAAUUUCAAGCUGGAAGCAAAGGAAGUAUUUGUUCUUGGACAUCUGUUUUAUUCGCUUCUACCUAUGGGAAUAAAUGCGUAGUUACGUUACUCUUAUGAUCCUUAUAUAUAUAUAUAGACAUACAUACAUAUAUAUAUACAUAUACACAUAUAUAUAUAUAUGAAAGAGUUGGAAGAAUAAGGACUUAUAGGAGUAAACGUGUAUGUAAAAAAGAAAAUAAGAAAAAGAACGAGCGAGAGAGAAAGAGAGAGAAAGAGAGAGAACGAGCGAGAGAGAAAGAGAGAGAGAGAGAGAGAGAGAGAGAGAGCGAGAGAGAGUGAAAGCAGAUAAGAAUAAUGGCUAACGAAUUCAAAUCGUUGCUACUAUUAUCUUAAAAAAAGAAAAAAAAAUUCUGCACAUAUACCAUAUACACUUACACGUACACCACAGAUAAAUACACGUAUAACGUACGACGAAUCGUAUAAAGUGGCUAAGCAAAACAAAAAGGAAAAAAAAACAUAAGAUGUGUGUAACUUUGAAGUUACCGCUCGCGUAUGUAAUAAUAAUAAUAAUAUAAUAAUAAUAAUAAUAAUAAUAAUCGUUCGAAUGAUACGAACGUUCACAUUUUAAUCUAAAUCGUGCUGUUACUUUGGCGAAUUGCUUAGGAUCGUCGCCAACUCAAAUUUCCUUAUUAAACAUCGAAGCUAUAUGCUAAAACUUAUCGCGAAGACUAUUUAAAUUAUGAUAUUAAUAUAGAAAGAAAUAUCUACUUAUAAAUCUAAAAAGAGAAACAAAGAGGUAAAAAACGAAAAAGAAGAGACAGAUAGAAAGUAUGAUACUUUCUUCGAGGAAUCGUACGAUUGGACAGUGCUGAAUAUCGAAAGAGUUUAGAGAUCGUUUAUGCUCGUGAUUCAGAGCCUUUAUUGAUCCAGAAAAUCGAUCAAAAUCUUAGAGAAGAAGGAUUAAGGAGCCUGCAUUUAUAUUUGUAAUAUGCAACAAGUAGUGGAAAAGUAAUUAUAUCAAUUCGAUGCUUUAAUUUCGCGCCAAAUUUAAAAAAUGUAUAGUGCAUACUAAUUAUUAACUUUCAAUAGAUAAUAAUUAAGAAAAUGUGUAGAUACUCUUUAUAUUUAAUUAUUUUUCUCACAAAUGAAAUCUAAUUAAAAAUGUUUAAGAGGAGAAAGAAGAAAAAAAAAGAAAGAAAUAAGGAUUAACAAUAUAAAAUUAUUAAUUUUAAAAUGGCAGAGAUAUAUAAGAAAAAAAAUUUCUAUGGCAAAAGAUUCCUCCUCCUUGGUCUUUCUUACUCUAAAGAUAAAAUUAAUUGUGAUAGUUGUGUCGAUAUUGUCAAUCGGCACACAAAGUAAGGAAAAUUGAUUUUGAAAUAGAAAUAAAAAAUCAUGAAGGCUGAUCGGCUUCAUCGAAUUUUGAUUAGGCGUUUACAUUUUAUUAUUAGCUACGAUUAUAAUCUUGUAAGAUCUUACGUCGCGAUUUGUCAAAUUUCCAAAUCAAUUUCUUACAGUACAUAAAUACAUAUAUACAUACAUACGUAUACAAAUACAUACAUACAUACGCACAUAGAUACAUACAUAUAUACAUACAUACGUAUAUAAAUACAUACAUAUAUACGCACAUAGAUACAUAUAUACAUACAUACAUAGAUUUGAUGAUAUUUCGAAAAAGAGAAUUUUUAACAUCUUCGUAAGAAUUACAUUUGUAUUGCUCUAUAUUUGCCAUCGUAAGCUUUUUCAUACUACUUUCGAUAUAUCGCGCAUUUUAUGAGAUACGAAAAAGUAAAUAAAUAAAUAAACGACUAGCAAAAUAUCUCUUUUGCUCUGCCGAAUUUACAUGCAUACGUACAUACAUACACCUCGCACAAGACGCACUGAUGUAUUAAUACUACUACUAUUACUAUUACUACUACUAUUAUAUUACAAAGAGAAAGAAAGAGAAAGAGAGAGAGAGAGAGAGAUAAUAUUUUCUUUCUAACAUUACGAGACGAAAAAUGAAUGACAGAAAAAAAAACAAACGAAAAAGUAAUCUGAUCUGUUUGCCAAUUUACAAAUUAUUUUUGAGGCAUGUGACAAUUUUGAAAACUAUAUAUAUGUACUCAAUAGCAUUUGUCAAAAAAACUUUGUUACAAUAGUUACGUACGUACGUAUUUUUUUACGUACGUGUACGUAAAAAAGAAAAAAGAAAAAAAAAGAAAGUAAAAAAGAUUACAAAACGAGUUCAAAAUUUGUUGCAAAAUUUUAAAAAGUUAAUACUGAGUUAUAAAGGAAUUAACGUUACAAAGUAUGAAUUAAAAUGAGUUCGACAUGUUUGAAUAAUAAAAAUAAUGAAAGAAAGAAGAAAGAAUGAAAGACCAGAAAUUAUUGGCAAAAUUUGAGAUUUUCUCGAAGGGCCUAAAAUGUAUAUAGAGAUACGAAAAUAUCACGUAAUUUCGUCGUCGAUAAUAUCGCCCAAAAAAUAUUUUUGUCGCUUGGUGCACUUCUAACUCUAUGAUAUUUAUAUACGUACAAUGUGAGAGAAUACUUUUGUUAAAGCGUAUUAUGAUUAUUAGUCAACAAGAAAAAAGAAGAAAAAAAAAUAUAAAAAAAAAAAAGAAGAGAGAAGAAGAACACUUAUGUGUAGAUGUGUCGACUGUGAAGAUAAUGAAACGAAUACAAUGAUGAUCGAUUGUCACUACGGAACAAUUUCUUUAUUUGUCGUACAUGAAUUCGCAUGAUUGUUCCAAUCAUCCCAAGUAAUAGCUUCUUGAAAGCGAAGAGUCAAUUGAAAAUUAAAACGAUUCGAUUCACGAAUUUAAAGAGAAUGAAUGUUAUGAUGUAGUCAUUUUUAGAUGAUAUCUUAGAACGAUGAUGUUCUCUCGCAUGAGCGUAACUCGUGCAUUCUCUAUAUACAUACAUAUACAUACGUAUGCUAAUUCUUCCAUUUAAAUUAAUAUCCUUGAAUAUCUGCCCUUUAAAAAUCAUUUUAUUUUUAUUUCCAUUUUUCAUAUUAUAGUUAUUUAUUAUAUUAUCCACAAUUUCGUAGAUAUUCGAGGGAAUAAUGAUUUAAAUGACACACUCUAUGUAUACAUAUGUAUACAGACACACACAUACAUAUACAUACACACAUACAUGAAUACGUAUAAAUAUAUAUAUAUAUAUAUAUAUAUAUAUAUAUAUAUAUCGUAUAUAUAUGUAUAUAUUUAUACGUAUGAUCAUUUCGUCACAAUUCUUGAUAUUCAUGAAAAUUGAAGCUUCCGCUUUUGGUAUGCGCGGAAUGAUAAGUAUAUGGACAGAUAAAAUGGCGUUGAUAUAAGGAUAUCGGAAGGAUUUAUUAUAGUUAGAAACUUAGCGUAUCACAAUUUUUAUUCGAGAGAAAGAGAGAGAAAAAGAGAGAGAGAGAGAGAGAGAGGGAGAGAGAGAGAAAGAAAAGAAAGAGAAAAUGUAUGUUUUGAUACGCUGCCAACGGCGUCCAAUUACGUGCCACUAUCUACGUGCGAUAUUUGAUUUAAGCGCUUUGAUAAUCAUUAAAAGAAAAAAAGAUAAAAAAAAAAGAAAAAGAAAUAUGAAGAAGAUAAAAA
Vespa crabro (European hornet) is the source of this 4345-nucleotide messenger RNA. It is a transcript of the gene RabX4, whose product is annotated as ras-related protein Rab-8A. The record is from RefSeq and is a predicted model, not a curated record. Gene Ontology annotation, molecular function: GTPase activity; GTP binding. The coding region runs from base 99 to 725 and encodes 208 amino acids. NCBI's taxonomy places the organism in Eukaryota, Metazoa, Arthropoda, Insecta, Hymenoptera, Vespidae. The transcript is spliced from 5 exons.